This is a messenger RNA of Diospyros lotus (date-plum), 882 nucleotides long. RefSeq names its product adenylate-forming reductase 03009. Lineage: Eukaryota; Viridiplantae; Streptophyta; Magnoliopsida; Ericales; Ebenaceae. The record is from RefSeq and is a predicted model, not a curated record.
AUGGAAAACCUAGAAAAGAUUGGAAGGUUUUCAAGCUGCAGAGGUGUUUCUUUUGAGAUCAAACCCCAUUUUGAUCCAUUUGCCAUCACCACUCUAGCCAUAAAUCGGGCUCUCGGAAACAAAAGAUUUUGGCUUCCGUGGGGGAGUUCUUCCAAGAUAGUCCUCUUCUCUGUUAAUGUGAUUCCAAGGUCCACAAGCCGCGCUAGAAGCCAUUUCUGUGAUCUCUGGAGCUUGAAGAUGACGACGAACAUGUCGAGAGAUCAUAAGUCAUCAAGAUUAUCCAUUAUUCUGCUGGAUCAAGGCAUCUUCACCAUCUACAAGCGACUCUUUGUUUUCUUCUUGGCGUUGAACCUCACCGGCGUGGUUCUCGCCGCCAACGGAAACUUCCAAUACGGAAGAAACAAGGUUGAUCUUUUCUCCAUCGUCAACAUUCUCAUCUUGACUCUCUGCCGAAGCGAGGCCUUCUUGCGGGUCAUUUUCUGGCUCGCAACUAAGCUCUUUGGCCGGCCAUGGCUGCUGUUCCGGCUGAAGACCACCGUGACGUCUCUCCUUCAGUCUCUCGGCGGGAUACACAGCGGCUGCGGCAUCUCUGCCAUUGCAUGGCUCGUGUACGCUUUAGUCCUCACUCUCAAAAAAAAGACCGACACUUCCCCCGAAAUCAUCACAGUUGCGUUGACCAUUCUCUCUCUCCUCUGCUUCUCGUCUUUAGCUGCGUUCCCUCUCUUCCUCCACCUCCACCACAACGUCUUCGAGUGGACCCACCGCUUCGCCGGCUGGGCGGCGCUCGGCCUCCUCUAGGCCUUCGUCAUCCUAAAAGUCUCAUAUAAUCCACAAACCAAAUCCUACAAUGUUCGCCACCUCGAGUUCGGGUUGAAGACCCGA